UUUUGUAUGAGUAGGGUUAUAAAUAUGAAAGAUGAAGUGUGUUCUCUUCAGUACGGCUUCAUCAACAGCUGCAUGCAGUCUCUGGUGAUGGAGAAGUUUGGUCAGGAGACCUGGGAUAAACUGAGCUCCCUACCAGGGGUUCCGGAUUCCUUCAUGACGUACACGGUGUAUGACGAUGUCCUGACCGUCCGCCUGGUGCAGGAGGCCUCCUCACUGCUGGAUGUCUCCGCUGAAGUCUUGCUGAAGCUUUUCGGAGAACAUUUCUUUGCUUUCUGUAAGAAAGCGGGCUAUGACACCAUGCUGAGGACACUGGGAGGAAAUCUGACAGAGUUCAUCGGGAAUUUAGAUUCUCUCCACAGUUACUUAGCGCUGUCCUAUGAGCAAAUGAAUGCACCGUCUUUCCGAGUGGAGAUGACGGACGAUGGGAAGAUGCUCCUUCACUACUACUCCGACAGGAAGGGCCUGUACCAUAUUGUCCCUGGUAUCAUGGAGGCGGUUGCCAAAGACAUUUUUGAUAGCGAAGUGACCAUGACCAUUAUCAAUCAAUCAGAGGAAGAUGAGCGGACGGGGAAGAAGGAGCAUGUUGUGUUCCUGGUCAAACAGACGAAUCACGUCAAUCAUAGAGGGGCGUUACCAGGAACAACGAUGGAGCGCUGUGUGCCACUGGCUGGGGGAAAGCACAGAUUGGACCUGACCAGAGCUGUGGUUCCCUCAGACCAAGGAAGCCUCCUGUGCACCUUCAGUCCACGUUACCCCAACAAGCUGUGGGUGGACGAGAAAGCUUUCUGCAAUGCCUUUCCCUUCCAUAUCGUCUUCGAUGAGAAUCUGAAGGUAAGGCAGACAGGCGUGAACAUCCAAAAGUUUCUCCCAGGUCUCCAUGCCAGAGAUCUAACGUUGGACCAACACUUCACCAUUAUUCACCCACAGGUGACCUUUACCAUCGAGAGCAUCAGGAAGUUCGUCAACAGUCAGUUUGUCUUGAAGAGCAACAAAGACAAACACGGCAGUCUGAAACUGAGAGGUCAGAUGCUGUGGAUGGGGUCUCUCGGCUGCAUGUUGUACAUGUGCUCUCCAAAGCUGCGGAGCCUCCAGGAGCUCCAGGAUGUGGGCCUCCACCUGGCUGACCUGGCCCAGCACGACGUCACCAGAGACCUGGUUCUCCUCAACCAGCAGCGCCUGGCUGAGAUGGAGCUCACCAACCAGCUGGAGAGGAAGAAAGAGGAACUGAGAGUGCUGUCGCGCCACCUGGAGGUAGAGAAGGAGAAGACGGAGACUCUGCUGUACGCCAUGCUGCCGCGACACAUAGCCAAUCAGCUGAAAGACGGGAAGAGCAUAGAAGCGGGGGAGUUUGAGGUGUGCACCAUUCUGUUCAGCGAUGUGGUGACCUUCACUGACAUCUGUGCCGCCUGCGAGCCAAUCCACAUCGUCCACAUGCUCAACUCCAUGUACUCCAAGUUCGACCGGCUCACCACCAUACACGACAUCUACAAGGUGGAGACAAUUGGUGAUGCGUACAUGGUGGUGGGGGGCGUCCCGGUCCCCAUGGUAACCCAUGCUCACAGAGUGGCCAACUUUGCCCUGGGCAUGAGGAUAGCUGCCAGAGAGGUCACUAAUCCUGUAACAGGCACACCCAUUCAGAUCCGUGUGGGUCUGCACACUGGUCCAGUGUUAGCGGGGGUGGUGGGGGAGAAGAUGCCCCGCUACUGCCUGUUUGGAGACACAGUGAACACGGCCUCCAGGAUGGAGAGCCACGGCCUCCCUGACCACAUCCACCUCAGCACGUCCACAUACAGUACACUGAAGGAUGCUGGGUUCAACAUCCAAGAACGUGGGCACAUUAAGGUGAAGGGGAAAGGCCUGAUGACCACUUACUUCCUGUUGGGGAAUCCGUUGGUGUCAGAAGAAUGCAUCAUGGGUAGAGAGGUCGGAGGGACCUGUCUUUAUGGAGAGGACCUUCAGCUCCACAGAAGAACAGAGUCAGUCAAAGAGCCUGACGUGAGAACUGACACUGUGGGAAGAGACAACCCCCCGGACCCCAGCCGAGAAUCCACCCCUCCCUUUGCCUGGGACAUCAGCCCUCCAUAUCAGACCAAAGAGAGCUGCAACACAUCUGGAGGAAGUCACAACAGCAGACUCUGUGUCCUAUUCUGA
Molecule: messenger RNA, 2151 nt
Organism: Notothenia coriiceps (black rockcod)
Lineage: Eukaryota; Metazoa; Chordata; Actinopteri; Perciformes; Nototheniidae
Gene: gucy1b2
Product: guanylate cyclase 1, soluble, beta 2
Exons: 17
Coding region: 7-2151 (714 amino acids)
Biological process (GO): response to oxygen levels; cGMP biosynthetic process
Cellular component (GO): guanylate cyclase complex, soluble
Molecular function (GO): heme binding; guanylate cyclase activity
Source: RefSeq, a predicted model, not a curated record